Messenger RNA from Eufriesea mexicana, 5646 nucleotides. Its product is annotated as ras-responsive element-binding protein 1. Gene Ontology annotation, cellular component: nucleus. Gene Ontology annotation, molecular function: DNA-binding transcription activator activity, RNA polymerase II-specific; RNA polymerase II cis-regulatory region sequence-specific DNA binding. The transcript has 4 exons. The record is from RefSeq and is a predicted model, not a curated record. Bases 447 to 5489 code for a protein of 1680 amino acids. NCBI's taxonomy places the organism in Eukaryota, Metazoa, Arthropoda, Insecta, Hymenoptera, Apidae. Gene Ontology annotation, biological process: regulation of transcription by RNA polymerase II.
GUGGUGGUGGUGGUGACUGUCGAAUUAUGGUGUCGCAUGGAGGAACUGUACGUGGAGGAGUGUCGUGAGACGUAGUCGAGGCACGGAGGCUGACAGGACGUUGCCAACGUCGCUAUCGUACAACGUAUAUUAUUAAUCCGCGUGACGUUCCUUCCAUCGCUCGGACAGAAGAUCCACCGAAAGACUAUAAAUCCUCGAUAUCCAAUUAUUCUCUCCGCAUCGUCCGCGAGUAAUAUCGACGCGAGUUGGAAAGUUGACCGGGUCACGGUUGUAGCGUGGAAUAUUUAGAGUAGAGAGGAAACAGUGGCAAUUCGCGCUUGGUUCCAGUGUGGCCCCAUGGCGGAACAGCCUCGUGUUAAGUGCAACGUACGUUUAUUUGGAUGUUAAGUGCCGGGACCGACCUUGGGACUCCAUGAGUCGACCACAACGCUGACGCUGAGGGAAGCAUGGAUUACUCGACGAAAGUUACUGUUAAGAGUGGCCCCGAUCAGGGACACGAGAACGAAGCACAAGCUGAUGCUGCAUCGUCACCAUCGAGUGUCGAGUUACCAGAAAGCGCGCAUCCCUGUCCAGCCUGUCCCACCGUGUUGCCUACCUCCAGGGAGCUGACGAACCACCUUCGUGGCCACAACUCGCCUCGCAGCACAGACUGCAGCGGUGAGGAUGACUACAGCUGCGGAGUGUGCAACAAGGUGCUCAGCUCGGCGAGCUCUCUGGACAGGCAUGUGCUGGUGCACUCGGGAGAGCGUCCGUUCAAGUGCAAGUAUUGCGAAAUGGCGUUCACCACGAAUGGAAACAUGAACAGGCACCUGAGAACGGCGCACAGAGGCGCCUCGCCUCAUAGCUGCACGGACUCCGAGGGCAGCAGCGACUCGGAGAAACCGUCCAAGAGGCGCCACCUCGAGGAGUACAACAACAACGAAAUCACCAAGAGGAACUCGCCGGACUUCAUGGAGAGACGGGAUGAAAAGUCGCCGACGUUAUCUGGGAAGAGAAAAUGUUCGGAUUACUUGAGCGAUAACGAGGGUCAGAAAAGGCACAAGAUUCUCUUGAACAGCUCGAGGACCGAGAUGAAAUCGAGACCGGAUGACAGCCAGAACGUGUACAAUUGCCCGGUAUGCGGUAGACAGGACUUCGCCACUAGCGCCCUCUUGGAGGCCCACUUGGAACGAAGUCACCCGGAAUUCCCGGCUAAGUGCGAUACCUGUAACUUGUCCUUCAAGAAUCACAGAGUACUGAAUCUGCAUCGGUUCAUGAUCCACUUCGCUGAGCAUUCCAUAGGGAACACCGCGAGGAACUUGAGAAAUUCGGUAGUGGGUUUCAAUGACUUGACGUUCGUUGAUUUCUCGUCGGAUAAGUUCCCGGCGAUAGCCAGGGCUGUUUGCGAGCAGUCUCUGCACCGACCUGCCUCCGGGGAAGUGGCCAAGUUCCAGUGCUCCAAGUGUCUGCGGGCAUUCCCGUGUAGAUCCGCGUUGGAUGCCCACGAGACAGACUGUGGCACGAUAAAUUCUCAGAUCAGGACGACGGACGACAGUCAGUCACGGAGAGACGACUUCUUCGCUGGUCUGGAUCUUCAGAACAAGGCUGCUCUGACGGAAGCCAAAGAGGGGAAAGACCUGGCUGACAUACAGAGUAUCAUAUCUGUCACCUCUGGCCCUAUUCUUCAGAAUUUCCCUCGAUCAGACGCUAGCACACCUGAAAAUAACAUCAAAUUCAAUCCCAGUGUGAGUUCCUCUGGCUCCUCGGGCACCUAUUCGUCAGAGUACCACGAGGAGGAAGCUCAAGAUGCGUUCGCCGCUGAGUUCAGGAAGAUGAAGCUGAAGGGAGAGUUCCCCUGUAGACUCUGCUCUGCGAUAUUUCCCAACCUGAGAGCGUUGAAGGGUCACAACAGGGCACACAUGGGUGUAGGGCCUGGCGUGCCUUAUCCCUGCAACAUGUGUCCCUACACCAGCACUGAUAAGGCGACCUUGGUUAGACACCUGAGAUCCCACAAUGGUGACAGACCUUACGAGUGUUCGCUCUGCAAUUAUGCCUUCACCACUAAGGCAAAUUGUGAGCGCCAUGUGAGGAAUCGACACGGGAAAUUGACCAGGGAGGACAUCAAGAGCGUUCUGAUCUAUCAUCCAAACGAGGACUCCACGAAUGAGAAUGUGGAAAGAAGUUCUCCCAGAGUUUUGAAGGACGAAGUGAGGAAGAGUCUCGUUUAUCCAUCUGAACGCGAUGAUCUGCAGCAUCAGACACAGAUGCACUAUCCCCCGGUGCCCAUGGAGGUUAGGGGAGAGAUCAGGAUAAUAGAGGAGGCGAAGCUGCACAAUUCCACGAUGUCGAUGCACAACUCGAACCACUUCGAGAAGAACGACACGUUUUCGAGGCCAGGCCAGCCCAUGGAGCUGAUCCAACGGAACGCUGAGGAGGGUAAGCCCGGUCAAGACGCCAAGUCGGACUACUCGAAGCUAGACGAUGAUUUGGAGUCGAGGUCGUCGGAAGGCAGCGUGUCUCUAGUCAGUGAUACCAAAUCAGAAUCGCACCAAAGAAUACAAGCUAGUCCGAUGAACUUGAAGAAGGGUCUGAACCUGCCCGAGAAUGCCGGCGAAGAUGGACCGUUGGAUCUCUCUAUGGAUGUGCUGGACCUCAGCAAAAAGUCGAAAGGGAAGGAAGACAGCGACUUUUCUGCGUCUCACGAACAGUUCGGCAAAAAUCAGAAAGACUUGUACAAUGCUACCAGUCAGUUACUGUUGACCGAGGCCCUGUUGAAAGCUGGCCAGGGUAGUUCCCAACCUACCUCUCUGGAAGCACUGUACGCUAAUGCCAUCUAUAGGAAUUUCAGCACGUUUCCAGCUGGCGUAGGAGGAAUUUUGCCACCGUACGUGUUCAAUCCUCACGUCUUUGGACAAGACUUCUCUAUGAAAGACAGACUGCAAAAGGAAUUGGUCAGAGGUCUUCAGUUGACCAGUGGUGGCACUUUAGUGGAGUCAUCUAUCGGUGGAGCGGCGUUCACUGCUUUUUCCCAAGGCAGAGACAUGAAUUCUCAGUCCACGACCGAGCAAAACGAAUAUGCCAAACUGAUAUCGGCCAAGAUGGCGAACAAAGGCCUGUCAAACCGCGACAAACCGGAUAACUUACCCUCCUCGAAUUCUGUAAAAAUGGUAAUCAAAAAUGGAGUGCUGAUGCCCAAGCAGAAGCAACGGCGAUACAGAACCGAGAGACCGUUCACCUGUGAGCAUUGCUCUGCGAGAUUUACCUUGAGGAGCAACAUGGAGAGACACAUCAAGCAGCAGCAUCCUCAACACUGGAGCCAGAGGCCCAGAGGAGGACACUCGACCAGGGGAAGACCGCCUUCCAGCCACCCCACGUUGUUACAGAAUCUUGGACAGCCUGCUUCUCAAGUCACCCAGUCAUACACCAACAUCCUGCCAAAAGUUGAACAGCCAGUGAACUCGGAACUAACGAAGCACUCUAUCUCUGACCAAGUGAAGUAUGCUAUUCUGGCGCAGCAGCUCAAGGCGAACAAAGUGGAAGAAAAUGAUUCUGAAGAAGAACUAGUGAUAGACGAGGACCCACAAGAAAAAGAGAGUCAGGAAUCUCAGAAUCAGAAGGAGAAAAGUCUAUUAAGGGGACAGUUGGAGGGUACAGAAUCUACCAAAGAAGCAGCGGUGAAGGAGGAAGCGAAAGAACCGCCGAAAGAAGUCUCACAGGAGACAAAUGCCGAGUCUGAAAAAAAGGAAGAUACUGAUACCGAAGAAACGAAGUCGACUGAGUCGGAGAAGCCCACUGAAACGGAAAAGACAACGGAUGAAAGCCCCAGCAGAGUGUUCAAGACAGAGCCGGUUGAAGUGAAGAGCGAGAAAAUGGAAGAUGGAACAACUGACCUGGCCAGCGUGUCGGAACUAUUGGACAACGCUUCUCAACAGUACCAGCAGUUUCAACCGCAAUACCUGAGUGACGAGGAAGGUUUAGUGGCGUCCAACAGUGACUGCAAUAACUCCGGCAGCGACGAGAAAUCCGACUCUGUAAAUUCGUCAAACUCGGUAAACACCUCUGCGAAAAAAAAGAAGAAAAAGAAGAAGAAGAAGAAGAAGAAGUCUGCCUACUCGAUGGCACCCAAUCGAGUCAUCUGUCCGUACUGUGAGCGGCCAUUUCCUUGGACCUCGUCUCUCAGAAGACAUAUCCUCACACACACAGGACAGAAACCUUACCAGUGCGUCCAUUGCUCGUUGCUGUUCACCACCAAGUCCAACUGCGACCGUCACUUGCUGAGGAAGCACAAAGCAAACCCCAACAAGAUGCGUCGGGUGAGGAACUCCUCUUCUCCCGAUUCCCAGGCAGUGAGCAACAACAACAACUCGUUUUCCAUGAGAAACGUACCUGAAAGACCAUACAAAUGCAAUCAAUGUCCUAGCUCGACCUUUUCGACGCUGGGUAAUCUGAAGAAGCAUCGUUCUACUAAACACGCUCGGAAAAUAAAGUCCAGAUCGGACACUCCAUCCAGCGAGCCCCAGAACAGUCCUCAAGAGUGUUCAAAGCAGAACAACGAACAAAGCGACUACGACAGUCAAUCCUCUAGCGUGUCCGAAGGCAUGGAAACCUCUUCGAUGCCGGGACUUCCCAAGUCAAAUUCUAACACUUCACCAUCGACCAACGACACGCCCAGAUCCAGGAGACCUUCGCCGAGGUCGUCACCUGGACCCAGCGAUGUACCCUUCAAGUGCCACCUGUGCGACUGCGGUUUCGCAGAGCGACAGGACUGCUUGGAACACAUCAAGGUGAAUCACAAGAGGUCCUAUGAAAUGUUAGUGGCAAAAGGAGCUCUGGAUAUGGACAUUGACACGGUAGAGGACCAACAGCAACCACCGCCACAACAUCACGCCAGCGAUGGAGAGGAGAAGAGAGGACGUUUUCCAGACUACAGUAACAGAAAGGUGGUCUGCGCCUUCUGCAUGAGGCGGUUCUGGUCCGCAGAGGAUCUUCGUCGCCACAUGAGAACUCACACAGGGGAACGACCGUUCUCCUGCGAUAUCUGCUGUAGAAGGUUCACUCUGAAGCAUAGCAUGCUACGACACAGGAAGAAGCACGAGUCCAUCGACUCGACCAUGUAUGUUGGCACCAGUGGCGACGAGGAAAAUUCGCCGACACAGCCACCUACAAUCACUCCGCGAAGCCAGCAGCAACCACCGAUCCUGGUGGCGGCGAACAGCGGAAAUUCUCGCAUUCAGGACAGAAUUUCUUUACCGACUGUUGCUCCAGUCGCGACCGGUGAUGCAGCGCCAAGCGGACUGAUGAGAUUCAAUCCGUACGAGAAGUUAACUACUCUUACGGGAAAACUAGCCAGUAUUCCGCAAAAUGUGAAUCCAGACGCGAGCGAGAGCACGGACAACGACUUGAUUUCUAACCUCCUGGGAAUACGGGACAAGAGUUUCAUCGACCGAGUACUUCAAGCGUCCGCCGAUGACGCCGCCAAGCUAUUGGGAGUGAAACGUAGCCAUGAGUGAAGUAGAUUCACCUGUUGUUCUUGGACAUUUCACGAUCGUGCCUUAGGUUCCUCCCCUCUUUGCGUGUAUCGAAGCCAAUCGGUAUAGUCGGUUGAGCUUCGCGUUAUAAAGAUAGUGUCAGUAGGUAUUUGGAAGGAAAGAAUUGUGGGCUAGCGUU